AUGGCAUCAAAGUUCCUCCGAGAAUAUAAGCUCGUCGUAGUCGGCGGUGGUGGUGUAGGAAAGUCGUGCUUAACCAUCCAGUUGAUUCAGAGCCACUUCGUAGAUGAAUAUGACCCGACGAUCGAGGAUUCCUACCGCAAGCAGUGUGUCAUCGACGACGAGGUUGCCCUCCUCGAUGUUCUCGAUACAGCCGGCCAGGAGGAGUACUCGGCCAUGCGAGAGCAGUACAUGCGUACCGGCGAAGGCUUCCUUCUCGUCUAUUCCAUAACCGACCGCCAGAGCUUCGAGGAAAUCAUGACCUUCCAACAGCAAAUCCUCCGAGUCAAGGACAAGGACUACUUCCCCAUGAUCGUCGUCGGCAACAAGUGUGAUCUUGACGGAGAGAGGCAGGUGUCGACGCAAGAGGGACAAAAUCUGGCACGACAGUUCGGCUGCAAGUUCAUCGAGACAUCGGCCAAGUCACGCAUCAACGUAGAUAACGCAUUUUACGACAUCGUACGAGAGAUCCGCAGAUACAACAAGGAGAUGUCAUCAUACACAGGCGCACCCAGCGGCGGCGCACCAAACGGCAUCUCCAACAAGAUGGGCGUGGAGGAGGAUUCGGAGAAGAAGGGAUGCUGCGGAUGCGUGGUGAUGUAG
Aaosphaeria arxii CBS 175.79 is the source of this 639-nucleotide messenger RNA. RefSeq names its product ras-domain-containing protein. The record is from RefSeq and is a predicted model, not a curated record. Gene Ontology annotation, cellular component: plasma membrane. NCBI's taxonomy places the organism in Eukaryota, Fungi, Ascomycota, Dothideomycetes, Pleosporales. Gene Ontology annotation, biological process: signal transduction. The transcript has 4 exons. The coding region runs from base 1 to 639 and encodes 212 amino acids. Gene Ontology annotation, molecular function: GTPase activity; GDP binding; GTP binding.